GUCAAGACUACGGCAAAUGACAAUUGAACCCGACAUGGCUGGCAGCAACGAUCCAGUGUCACAAUUGGGGGUGAUGGCAUCCUGAUUGACGGACGAGGCCGCAGACCAUAAGGGGAAGCUGGCGGGCUGCUUUGUCUGGGGUGCACUCCCCACGCAGUGCGUCAUCCCCUCGGGCUGGCCGUCCCCUGCACCAGGCCCCGCCAGACGUCUCGCUCGCUGACAGCUCCUUGUCCAUGGGUGAAUGCGCCCAAUUCCAUGCGCCCGUGCCUCUCCCCAGGCGCCUCCUACCUGCUUGCUCUCCAACACAAACUGCUUGCCCCAGAAACACCGACCCACGACCCAGAACCAUGCAGUAGACAGACGGCCCGCCCCGUGAACGACCUCGCGCGCACCUGCCCCCGAUCCCUGCCCCCGCAAGCCCGCCAACAUGGCAGCCGCAGUCCACAAGUUGCUGCACCCGCACCGCAGCAGAGACCAGGCCCGAGAAGAAGAGCAUGAGCGACAGCACUCGGCGACGGAGCGCGCCCGCGACGAGGAGAAGCACACGCUUGCGCAGUGGGGGGAGAAGAAGGCACCGCUCGAGCCUGGCCAGAUUGACAAAGACCCCGACCAGAAGAUGGUUGGGCACUCGUCCAGCGUGCUGCGGAAGGAGGACUUUGAGCUAAUCAAGACGCUGGGCACCGGCACUUUUGCGCGGGUCUGGCUGGUGAGGGUGAAGAAUGCGAGGGAUGGCGAAGAGAACCAGGUGUUUGCACUCAAGAUCCUGCGCAAAAUGGACGUGAUCCGCCUGAAGCAAGUCGAACAUGUCCGCAACGAGAGGAACGUCCUCGCUGCUGUCGCAGGCCACCCCUUCAUAACGACAAUGGUCGCCAGCUUCCAGGACCACGACUCGCUGUACAUGCUGCUCGAUUACUGCCCAGGCGGCGAGGUCUUCAGCUACCUCCGAAGAGCCCGACGCUUCAACGAACCUACAUCCCAAUUCUAUGCGGCCGAAAUCGUCCUCAUUUUGGAGUUCUUGCACGAGCGGGAAGGCGUCGCAUACCGCGACCUGAAACCUGAGAACAUCCUGAUCGAUGCCGAGGGCCAUCUCAAGCUAGUGGAUUUUGGAUUUGCGAAGAAGGUCGAAAACAGGGAAACAUACACAUUGUGCGGCACGCCCGAGUAUCUGGCACCCGAGGUCAUCAGGAACACCGGCCACGGCACCGCAGUUGAUUGGUGGGCCUUUGGCAUCUUGGUGUACGAGUUCCUCGUUGGCCAGCCGCCCUUCUGGGACCAGAACCCCAUGAAGAUCUACGAACAAAUCGUAGAAGGCCGUGUGCGCUUCCCAUCGGCCAUGUCCGCCGAUGCCCGCGACCUGAUCUCCGGCCUCUGCACCGUGGACACCUCCAAACGCCUCGGCAACAUCUCGGGCGGCGCCAGCACAGUCAAGAGCCACGCCUGGUUUAAGGACAUCGACUGGGACGCUUUGUACCAUCGCAAGGUGCAGGGGCCGAUAGUACCCCAUCUGCGGGGCCCGGCCGACACGCGGAAUUUCGACGAGUAUGAACCUGAGAGUAUACAUCGUGAGGCGUACACCAAGGACAUGCAGGAGAAGUACGAGGACUCGUUCGAGGACUUUUAGAUGGGAGACGCGGAUUUUAUAGGGGCUAUUGUGAGUGAUGGGCGUGGGAUUCGGAGUUACCGAGAGUGGGGCUCUGUACGAGGGCUUGGGAGAUGGCGGCGAGGGAGCAGAGCAGAAGCUCCUGACGUCCACCUAGUCGAAGUGGUUCGCUGGCGAUGGUUUCAUUCACGGUUUCUUGGUUCGGUCUGGCUUUGCGUGUUUGCAUAGCCGUUGGAAGCGACGCACGAGGGAAUGUAUGGAAAUGGUAUGAUUGGAUUGGAUUGGGAUGGAUUGGCUUGGGAAACGAGAUACCUGUGCAUGAGAGCAUGUCUUAUCACGUCUUGUCUAUACUCCGGCUAGCUUUGGCGUCUACAUGGUGGGUUGUAUUUCUAGGCAAUCGAAUAUGUCUGAUGC
Messenger RNA from Paraphaeosphaeria sporulosa, 2014 nucleotides. RefSeq names its product Pkinase-domain-containing protein. The record is from RefSeq and is a predicted model, not a curated record. Gene Ontology annotation, cellular component: nucleus; cAMP-dependent protein kinase complex. The transcript is spliced from 8 exons. Gene Ontology annotation, biological process: peptidyl-serine phosphorylation. Bases 428 to 1621 code for a protein of 397 amino acids. NCBI's taxonomy places the organism in Eukaryota, Fungi, Ascomycota, Dothideomycetes, Pleosporales, Didymosphaeriaceae. Gene Ontology annotation, molecular function: cAMP-dependent protein kinase activity; ATP binding.